AUUACUGGGUAAUAUGUGUGCCUUCUAGUUGAGUUCUGUUGAUCAGAUGAAGACUUUAGGUGAGAACCCUUAAUAACCUGAGACGGCUGCAGCAUCUGUGCAUAAAACUCGUGAACGAGGUAGAUUGGGCAGUUAAUACACAUAUUAUCGGGCUCAGUGACAGACAAGCAGUGUUCGAAGUACAACUAACAGCGUUCAACCUGAAACCAGAGAGACAAGAAGCUAAAGUUUUACGUUAGUUGUUGCGUUGUGGGGCAAACGUAACAGCAGCCCCCAUUUCACUCUACGACACAGUUUAUCUCAAGCCUAAUGAUGUUGUGUGCUCCGUCGUUGAGUUCGCCGCUAACUGGCGCCGAACAGCUGAGGUUCCGAGGAAAAAAGAAGGGGCAUAGCUUAUUAGGCAGCGCGAUCGUCGUUCAGUUCAGCAAGUUCUUCCCGGGUAAAUGGGCCUACGCGACAGCUGUGACUGUCGACGAGGAAAUGACUAUCACAUAUGGAGACCUAAUUCACUCAACAGUGGCUUUACUCCACGAUAGCCUUCUUCCGCACCUGCGUCCACAGCAGAUCUUCCACCAACUUUGCCAGGAACGGGCGCGAACUCUCAUUGUUCUUCGAGAUAUCGAAGAGGCUCAACGAGACCUUAUCAACAGCAAAUCGUCGCAACGCUUAGAGCCGCUCAACAACAAUCCCGAAACGUCACAUUUGCAUUCGCAAAUGAUGGGAUCACUUCGAGUUGGUAGCAUUGGCAAACCUUGGCAAAAGGUCGUGCCAUCGCUAUCAGCUGGAAGCGACGGUAACGGUCUCAGUAGGGUAGCGAGCGUGUCUUCCCCGGAGGAAGAAGCUGGCACCGAAAGCGACCAUGGAAUCAGCGUUGGUGGCAGCUCAUCGACGGCCCCUUUGGACACGACACAAAGCCCAAUUGAUAAUCGCCAGUGGGUUUCGUGGACUACCAUGAAUCGGCGAAACAAAGAAGAAAUCCUGAACGAGUGCGGAAGCAUCUGCUCCGACCAUCCCUAUUCGGAUAUCUGCGGCGACGAUUCUUCCGAUGAUGAUGAGAGUAUUCCUGAAGUGGACGAUGAGGGUAGCGAGUCCAAUGGAGGACCUCAGUUUGCUCGAACUUUGGAGUCUUAUGUGAAGGCUGUCCAGCAGCGCAAGCGAGAGCGAAUCGUGGGCGUCGAGUCGCGUCUUGUGGCGUGCGCCACUUUCUCCAAAGACUACAGACCUUCGGGUGCCAAAGUCGUAGUCCUAUCGCACAUAGCUGUUAAGAGGAAGUUCCGUCGCUACGGGAUCGGCAGCUUUAUGCUUAAGCGUAUCAAAAGCCCAUCCCUGGUGGGUCCUUAUGAUGCAGUCACCCUGCACGUACGUUCGAGCGAUGUUCCAGCAGUACAAUACCUUGACGUAAACAAUGCCAAUGUGAACGGUGAUACGAUUAACAGUCAUCCAGCCACGAGAACUCAUUUACAGCAUACCUGUCUGGCUGCCAGUAAACAGGUGGCGUUCUUCGUGAAGAACGCGUUCAGCUGCGAUAUCAUCUUGAAUUCACGAUUUCAUGACGAGGAGGUUAACGUGAAAACGGGUGAUAUUUUGCUGUGCUAUUUACCACCGUUCGACAAUGGUCAUUCUCCGUAUCAACACCAUACGGUAAGAAACAUCAAUACGGCAGGGUUGCAACAGUCUGCAGUGAUCUCCGUUGGAUCGUCCACAGGUCACCUAAAUGCACAGGUACAACAGCAGAACUCGAUCAAGGCCAUGCACGAGGAAGCUCAGCGAUGGAGAGAAAAAAGUCUAGAGGCUUAUCAGCUGCAAAUGUCAUAUAUGGCCAGACUUCAGCAAGAGGUCAUACGGCUGCAUGAAAUGUUAGGAAAGCAGGAGACUACGAUCGAGCAGCUUCGACGCGAGAACAGCCGUUUGGCCGGUCGCCUCAUCAAAGCUGAGAGGAAAACUACCAAAGCUCUUAUUGAAAGCCUCGACAAAGAGGCAGCCGACUUCGAAAGGAUGUGCAGCGUACGAAAGAUCUCGACUGGAACCGCGGGAAGUGCCCCGUAUGCCAUCAUCCCGUCGGAUACGACUGAAGGCCCGAACCACCAACAAGCCCAGGUGCAACUUCAUCAGCCGCAGCAGGCCCAACAAGCGUUAAAUCACGCGUCCCACGUAACAACUGCACCGGUGCUGCCACAGUAAUCACCCUUAUCCGCGGCGGCUAGUUUGCUAGAAAAAAAAAAGUCGUAACAACUAGAAAUUGCUUUUGGCAACAUUGGCGUUGCGACGAGUAUAGUCGCAUCUGGCAGAUGUAAAACUCUGUGUUCCUGCCAGACUCAGGUGAAGAGCGGAAAUGGCUCAUGUACAUCGAAAAAAAAAUGUUAAAGAUGGGCGAAACGAAAAAUAAACCCGGUAGAGUAGAAAACAAGUUGGACACAGAUGAAGAAAAUUUUUAAUAGAAGGAUAUGUAAGGUUCAUGCUAGCUGGCAUUAGUGUUAAGGCGUAUAAUCAAGAUAUCAAGUCGAUAUUAUAGGAAAUAGUAACGAACUAACUAUAACCUAGAUGGAGGAACUUUCAGAUGUAAUGUAACGGUGCCUCUAGACAAAGACUGUGUUAUCCUCGACAUACUAUAAAACGCAGAGUAAUUGAUUACGCAUUUAGAAAGCAGCGAAAACACAUGUCUGGCGUAGGUGACCUUUCGUCUCGAGGCGGAAGUUCGUUGUUAACACUGUCGUUGUUGUUCGGGAUCGAGAUACGCAAUCCCGACGUAGCAAGAAUGACGCCGCUUUCUUAUUUGGAGUCGUGUAAAACAAGCUACUAAUGAGCAGUACUUUUUGCUCUAAACCUCAUCAUAGACACUGGUACAACCGAUGCUAACGAGUAGCCUCAGCGGCAACAAAAAACAAUAACACCAUUUUGUUGCGAUAUCUCUCUGUUUAUUGGAACAGAACGCCUCAAAUACACGACGCUGAUGACUCCCAUUUGAAAGAAGCCGCUUGCGAUAGAGCAGUGCGUCAUCGACGCUUAUCGUUGUUGCCGACACAGGGUAUGGAACUCGAUUAAUAACACUACGACUAUUACAGCAAUCGCAUAAUUGAAAAUACAUAGUCAAAGCGAGAUAAGUAAAGUACUAGCGAGAGAAAAAUGUACGCUAUAGACAUAUCAAGCCGGCUAGAUCCCUAGGUGUCUUUACAGUCUAAGCGAUCUAAUUCAGAUACGUACCUUAAAUGAGAAUGCCCAAACAGCAGAAUCUGAAAUCUAACAACUAUGUAUACAUAUAGAUGUAUAUGUAUGCAUACGUAUCUACUUGGACGACAGAACAACAAUGCAUACGUAUCUACAGGUAUACGUACAAGUAAAUGUGAGAACCCGGUUAGUCUUGUUGUAAACUUUCAUAUUUUCAACGUUCAACCUAACGACCUAGAUAUUGUCCAAGUUGUAAGUACUAAAAAUAAGGUGAUGCAAUGUACAACGUCAGUGAUGGCCUUCUCCACGUUUGGCCUCAUUGAACAGAGAAGCAAAAAUAGUCAUCGUUGACAUGCGAACGAGAAAAGAAUAGUAAUUCUGUGGAAAUAAUAAAGAUCCCUGUAGCAAGAUAGAUUGAUGUCGCCAUUUCUGAAGCUCUCGAUUAAGCUUCGUAAAACAGAACAAACAGAAUGAAAUAGAAUUGGAUGCACCGUGACCCGAAAGAAGAAAUGACAUAAUGAACCUAAAAUGGUAAGGUGAGAUUUUUUUAGCUUUGUAUGUAUGUGUGACGUGGGCAUAGGAUUGCUUUAGAGUAUUUCUGGUCUUUAAACUCUUUUUUCUUGCAUGCCAUUAAGUAUCUUAUACGCAGUGGCUUCCUAGGUGAGUCUAUAUGUCUACAAAGUACCGUCAUGAAUUAUCUAUAAGGUCAUAAAUUAUCAAUGUGUGGUAGAGCCUCACAUCUGUAUCGCUCAA
This is a messenger RNA of Varroa destructor (honeybee mite), 3918 nucleotides long. RefSeq lists its product as uncharacterized. Gene Ontology annotation, molecular function: acyltransferase activity, transferring groups other than amino-acyl groups. NCBI's taxonomy places the organism in Eukaryota, Metazoa, Arthropoda, Arachnida, Mesostigmata, Varroidae. The record is from RefSeq and is a predicted model, not a curated record.